This is a messenger RNA of Daktulosphaira vitifoliae (grape phylloxera), 449 nucleotides long. Its product is annotated as flap endonuclease 1-like. The transcript is spliced from 4 exons. The record is from RefSeq and is a predicted model, not a curated record. Gene Ontology annotation, molecular function: magnesium ion binding; manganese ion binding; RNA-DNA hybrid ribonuclease activity. Gene Ontology annotation, cellular component: nucleus. NCBI's taxonomy places the organism in Eukaryota, Metazoa, Arthropoda, Insecta, Hemiptera, Phylloxeridae. The coding region runs from base 90 to 449 and encodes 119 amino acids.
CCUUCGUUGGUUUUGACGUGUUGUCCAACGGCCGGUGGCUUUUACAGAAACGUAGUGAUUGUUUGACAUUCCAAAUCGGUAUCACUAAUAUGGGAAUAACUGGAUUAGCGAAACUCAUAGCUGAUGUAGCUCCUAAUGCUAUUAGAGAAAAUGAAAUAAAAAACCAUUUUGGUAGAAAAAUUGCUAUUGAUGCAUCAAUGAGCCUUUAUCAAUUUCUAAUAGCUGUACGAAGUGAGGGAUCACAAUUAACUUCUGUUGAUGGAGAAACAACCAGUCAUUUAAUGGGAACAUUUUACCGAACUAUAAGACUUUUGGAGAAUGGUAUUAAACCAGUAUAUGUUUUUGAUGGUAAGCCUCCACAAAUGAAAUCAUCAGAAUUAGAAAAGCGUACGGAAAGACGUCAAGAAGCUCAAAAAGCUUUAGAAAAAGCUGAAGAAGCAGGUAUUUAA